Molecule: messenger RNA, 1106 nt
Organism: Asparagus officinalis (garden asparagus)
Lineage: Eukaryota; Viridiplantae; Streptophyta; Magnoliopsida; Asparagales; Asparagaceae
Product: glutathione S-transferase T1-like
Exons: 7
Coding region: 169-891 (240 amino acids)
Source: RefSeq, a predicted model, not a curated record
CAUUAUCUGCUAACGUAAAAUAUAUUCAAUUGACGGUUAACUUUGUCCCGCACCAAUUUCGUCCAGUUAAAGUUUCCAGCUUUCCCUCAGCCAAAAAUUUGCGGUCAUCUCUAUCAAAAUUAGAUCAAAUUGAAAUAGAGAGAAAUUAUUACAGUGAAUUAUAACGAAAUGGGUUUGAAGUUGUACGUCGAUCGAAGGUCCCAGCCAUCGCGUGCCGUCUUAAUCUUCUGCAAGAUGAACAAAAUUGAUUUCGAGGAGGUGAAAAUUGACCUUGCCAAGGGUCAGCACAAAUCGCCAGAGUUCAAAGAAAUCAAUCCAAUGGAGCAGGUUCCAGCAAUUAUUGAUGGAAGAUUUAAACUCUUUGAGAGUCACGCCAUUCUGAGCUAUCUCGCUUGUGCUUUUCCAGGAGUAUCAGAUCACUGGUAUCCGGCUGACCUGUUCAGCAGAGCCAAAAUUAAUUCAGUAUUAGACUGGCAUCACUCUAACCUACGUCGCGGUGCAGCAACCUUUGUUCUGAAUAGUACACUGGCACCUGCACUUGGUCUUCCAUUGAACCCACAAGCAGCAAGUGAGAGUGAGAUGCUUUUGCUGUCUUCUCUCUCGACAAUCGAAUCCCUUUGGCUUAAAGGAAAUGCAAAGUUCCUACUCGGAAAUUCUCAGCCAUCCAUUGCUGAUCUCAGCCUCGUUUGUGAAAUUAUGCAAUUGGAGGUACUGGAUGAUGACCAUCGGCAAAGAAUAUUGGAACCUCAUAAAAAGAUCGUACAGUGGAUUGAAAAUGUGAAGAAUUAUACAAACCCUCAUUUUGAGCAAGUGCAUGACGCUCUCUACGAAGUUAACAAGAUGUUGCGAAGCAAGUCAACCUCUACAGAAAAGUUAAAUUCAAAGCUUUAACAUGAUCAAGGGAUUGAUAGUCAUAAACAUACCACAAACUGUUUACAGAGUAAUAGUUUAAGGCUAUCCUUCAAUCAAGUUGCCCAAUAACUUCCAACGCGUUGAAGCCACGAUUCAUGUACAACUCUCUCUUGGUCGCUUACAUUCGAUGCUGUUUAUCAUCAUGAACUGUGAUACGAAAUUUAUGGAAAUAUGUUAGUUACAACUUACAAGUA